AUGAACAAUCCGGCAGCAGAGGCGAAGCCAACUUCGUCUGGCGGUAGAGAGCACUCAGCAAACAUCAUCGACGCGCCGAAGGCAUACCCGCAGCAGGAUCCGGCAAAGGCGAUGAAUCUGAUUACGAUGGAUUGUCGAGGGUUGGAGUUUGUGGAGUUCAGGGCUGAUGGCGACUGGAAGGCCGUGGGAGCGGAGUCGGGGACAAAGUUUAGUGGAAUUGAUUUGACUGAGGGGGAUUGGUAUGAUUACGAUGAGAAGGCGGGGGAGGAGAUGCCUGCCAUGCACCUCGGGUAA
Molecule: messenger RNA, 294 nt
Organism: Saxophila tyrrhenica
Lineage: Eukaryota; Fungi; Ascomycota; Dothideomycetes; Mycosphaerellales; Extremaceae
Exons: 4
Coding region: 1-294 (97 amino acids)
Molecular function (GO): zinc ion binding
Source: RefSeq, a predicted model, not a curated record